CAUUAAUAUAAAAAUUAUUCAUAAUUCAAAAUUCAAAUCAAAUAUUGUCAUUAAAAGUAGACUACCAAUAUUGUUAUCUGGGAGUUCAACUUGCAUCAUGGCUGCCGUCAUUUCUGAAAAAGUCGGAGAUGAAGUAAAAAAUGGUGAAAAUGAAGACAUUGAAGAGAUCGCUGAUGGAAUUGAAAAGCAAGAAGUAACAAAGAAGAAGAAGAAAAAGAAGAAGAAGAAAAAAGAUAAGGAAGGUGAUGGCACUGCAGACGUGAAUGGAGAUAAAGAGAUAAGUGAGCAACUGGAGAAUCAAACCCUCAAUGGAGAUGCAGAAGAAGGAGAGGAAGGUGGCAGUGAUGCUACUGCUAAGAAACGUAAGCGAAAGAAGAAGAAGAAAGGAGGUCAAAGCAAUGGUAUCCCCCAACAGACCGAACCACCAACUAUACCGAUCACAGAAUUAUUCCCAGAGGGUAAAUAUCCUGAGGGACAGAUAAUGGAGCAUCCUACCCCCAAAGAUGAGAGAACUGCCAUGAAUAGGAUGACAUCUGAAGAGAAGAGGAUGCUUGAUGUUGUCAAUGAACAGGAGCUUAAUGAGAUACGCCUAGCUGCAGAGGCACAUAGACAGACAAGGCAGUACAUGCAGAAGUUCAUCAAACCUGGAAUGACUAUGAUAGAAAUAUGUGAGACUCUUGAAACCUCAUCUCGUAAAUUAAUUGAUGAGAAUGGCCUAAAAGCUGGGCUCGCAUUUCCAACUGGCUGUUCCAUCAAUCACUGUGCCGCCCACUACACACCUAAUGCAGGAGACACUACAGUUUUACAGUAUGAUGAUGUUUGCAAGAUCGACUUUGGAACACACAUCAAUGGUCGGAUUAUUGAUUGUGCAUUCACAUGGGCACCCAACCCUAAGUAUGAAAACCUACUAAAAGCUGUACAAGAGGCUACAGAGACUGGUAUCAAAGAGGCGGGGAUAGAUGUUCGCUUGUGUGACAUUGGAGAGGCCAUUCAGGAAGUAAUGGAGUCUUAUGAGGUGGACUUGGAAGGAAAAACAUACCAAGUGAAAGCAAUCAGAAACUUGAAUGGCCACUCUAUCAGUCCCUACAGGAUACAUGCUGGAAAGACAGUACCGAUUGUGAAAGGAGGGGAGCAAACCAAAAUGGAGGAGAUGGAGUUCUAUGCUAUUGAGACAUUUGGCAGUACAGGGAAAGGUGUUGUACAUGAAGAUAUGGAGUGUUCACAUUAUAUGAGGGACUUUGAUGUGGAGUUUGCUCCUCUAAGGAUCGCCAAAUCUAAACAGCUUCUUAAUGUAAUAAACCAGAACUUUUCCACAUUAGCAUUUUGUCGUCGUUGGCUGGACAGGCUAGGACAGACAAAAUAUCUAAUGGGUUUGAAAAAUCUUUGUGACGUUGGAAUAGUGAAUGCUUAUCCUCCCCUCUGUGACGUAAAGGGUUGCUACACAGCGCAGUAUGAACACACAAUAGUGCUAAGACCAACUUGUAAGGAGGUCAUAAGUCGAGGAGAUGAUUUCUAAAAUUUGGUCUCUGCAUAUUAAUCCAACAAGUCUCAAAACAACCACCCCCCCUGACCCAUUUCUAAUGCAUAUUUUUGGGUCAUGGGUUGAGUGAAGUGGGGGUGUUAAACAAGGACUGUAUGCAAGAUUCCUCUGUUUCAAACAAACUGGUCACGAUUAUUUUGCAGCCUAUAUGCACAAGAGAAAAAUUGUUGAUUAAACGGAGGACUUGUACGUAAAAUGCUGGAAUAAAGUAUUAUGUUUGACUUGAAUAAAAGAUCCUUCUAAUGCCAAAAUUGGUAUUGCAUGUUACGAAUGUUAACUGGAGGAACAAUGUUAUCCUAUAGCAUGUAAUAAUGUUUAAUUUGUGAUACUGGCUUCUAAUUGAAGAACAGAUAUCAUGCUGAUUUUUUUCAAUACCUUUAAUGUAUUGAAUAUUUGUUAUAUCAUCAUUGCUGUUUUGCUGUGCUUAUCACAAAAAAUGAAACUGAGAUGAAUAAAACACAUGAGUUUAAUGUACAGCCAUGAGAAAUGUCAGUUUGAGGUACUCCACUCUAUUCUUUUUGAAUUCUUUUUUUUUAAUUGGUUGGCUAUUAUUUGGUUCUUAACGUAGGACUGUUCUCAUAUAUAUUCAAUGAAAUGUGUAGGAGACAUUUUGAAUUUUGCAUCAACUCACAUUCUGGCAGUGUGAAAUAUAUGAAUUAAUGAAAUAUGUGUAACUCACACUUGUGCAAAUCAUGUACUGUAAAUUGCUUUAAUUUUGCCCUAUUAAUUUGGUGGAUUGGGCAAAUUUUGGCUGCUAUUUAAUUUGCUCGAUUGACCCAUUGCUAGGAAGACAUGUGGUCAGGUUACUUUCGGGUUACUGACAAAGGGGGGGGGGGGUAGCAAUCAUAAAAAUGGGAUUCAAUGAGACUUUAGGCCCUUUUUCAAAAAAGGAUGGAGAUUUAAUUUGGCAGUUUUUAUCAACCUGCCAAAUCUGCCAAAUUAAAAUGGUAGUCAAAUUAAAGCAAUUUACAGU
Messenger RNA from Owenia fusiformis, 2513 nucleotides. The record is from the annotation of a GenBank genome assembly. Lineage: Eukaryota; Metazoa; Annelida; Polychaeta; Sabellida; Oweniidae.